UUGAGAUGAGGUUUGGGAGUCGGGUGUCAUGUGAUACACGAGCGCUUGUACAGAUUCAUGAACCUUCUUCUACUUUCAAUCUUUGCUACUCUCAUCUCCAUCAAAUCCAGAUAUUUACCCUCCCCGCUCACUUUGGCGCUUUCUUGGAUUCUAUACUCCAACAAAUCUAAUUUCUCUCUUUCACACACACACACUUACACAAACUGUCUAUAUACGAGGUAUCACUUUUGGGUUUUCAGAUUCAUCUCAUCUUGUAUCUAUUUUUCUCCUUUAUUUCUUCAUAAAGAUAGUGUUGCUUGUUCAACAUUCUUCAUUCAGUGAGCAUCCAGAAUUCCCUAAUUCCUAGGUUUUCUUGUGCAUUUUUUUUAUUUGGUGGGGUGGGGUAAAACUUUAUUCUUUACCCUUUCUUCCCCAAAUAAUAGGGUUUUAAUUACUUCGGAUGUGGGGUUCCCUAAAAAAUAAUUCUUGCUUUAGCCUCGGGCUAACUCACGGGAUUCAUUAAAUUGAACCGGGUUUAUGUAAGAUUUCAGAUGGGGAGUAAGUUUUGGUUGAAGGAUGAGGAUAAGGCUGUGGUGGAAAGGGUAGUGGGCAAUGAAGCAGCUGAAUAUCUUGCUUGGUUGGCCUCGAACAACGUGCUGUUGGAAUUUUCUCCAUCCGGUGGGGAUCUAGGGGUGCAGCAAGCACUGGUCAAGAUUGUUGAGGGAUCAGAUUGGACAUAUGCAAUAUAUUGGCAUGUUUCUAAAUCUAAGUCUGGUAGGUCUGCCUUGAUAUGGGGCGACGGUCAUUGUAGGGAGCCAAAGGAAGGUGAGGGCGAGGAAGGUAAUGUUUCCAAGAAUGAGAAAUCAGUGGAUGGAGAUGGUAGAAGAUGGGUGCUGCACAAGAUUCAUGCUUGCUUUGGGGGAUCAGAGGAAGAUAAUGUUGCUGCUAAGUUGGACAAAGUUUCGGAUGUGGAGAUGUUUUAUCUCACAUCGAUGUAUCUUGCCUUUCCCUUUGAUAAACCUUCCAUUCCCUCUCAGUCAUUCAACUCUGGUAGGUCUAUUUGGCUUUCUGAUGCGAAAAGCUGUUUAGAACGUUACGAGUCGAGGUCAUAUUUGGCAAAGUUGGCUCGUUUGGAGACAGUGGUGUUUGUUCCAACAAAGUCAGGGGUGGUGGAGAUUGGCUCCAGGAGUUCUAUACCUGAGGAUAGGAGUGUUAUUCAAUCAACAAAAUCUAUAGUUGUGAAACCGAGUUUAGCAGCACAGGCUAAAGCUGCUCCAAAGAUUUUUGGUCAGGAACUGAGUGUUGGGAGUUCAAGAUCAGGACCGAUUAGUAUUAGCUUCUCUCCUAAGGUGGAAGAUGAUUCUGUCUAUUCUGUGGAAUCAUAUGAUUUGCAGACACUAGGUGGUGCUCAAAUGUAUGGAAACUCAUCAAAUGGGCACAGAAAUGAUGAUAGUGAUGGGAAACUAUUGUCACAAUCCAUUAUUUCUAACACUGAGCAAGCUAGGGAUGAUUCAUUUCACAUCUCUGAUGAGCGGAAGCCCAGAAAACGGGGUAGGAAGCCAGCAAAUGGGAGGGAAGAACCAUUGAAUCAUGUGGAAGCAGAAAGGCAGAGACGUGAGAAGCUCAAUCAACGUUUUUAUGCAUUGAGAGCAGUAGUUCCAAAUAUCUCCAAGAUGGACAAAGCAUCUCUGCUCGGUGAUGCAAUUGCCUAUAUUGCAGAUCUUCAGACGAAGAUAAGGAUAAUGGAAACAGAAAAGGGGAUUUUGAAUGGAAAUGAGUAUCACUGCACUAUACAAGAUAUUGAGUUUCAAGAAAGGCAUGAAGAUGCAGUUGUCCGCGUAAGUUGCCCUCUGGACUCUCACCCUGUAUCUGGGGUUAUAAAGGAAUUGAAAGAGCAUCAAGUUUCGACACAAGAAUCCACCAUUUCCUUAACUGAGCAUGGUGAAAUCAUCCACACGUUCUCCAUACACACUCAGGAUGGUGCUGCUCAACACUUGAAGGAUAAGUUGGCUGCUGCCCUCUUAAAUUGAUUUUCAAUGUAAACAUUGUUUGUGUAUUGAUGUAGUUUUGAUAAUCUUAUUUUAAUUGUGUAGAACUUCCUAUUUGUAAUUGUGCUCAGUUAAUGCAUAUCCAUAUUUAUCAUUAAA
Molecule: messenger RNA, 2126 nt
Organism: Salvia hispanica
Lineage: Eukaryota; Viridiplantae; Streptophyta; Magnoliopsida; Lamiales; Lamiaceae
Product: basic helix-loop-helix (bHLH) DNA-binding superfamily protein
Biological process (GO): regulation of DNA-templated transcription
Cellular component (GO): nucleus
Molecular function (GO): transcription cis-regulatory region binding; DNA-binding transcription factor activity; protein dimerization activity
Source: RefSeq, a predicted model, not a curated record